AUGAAACGCAAUCCAUCUCCGACUCACGACGUCAAUCCAUCCACCGCUGUCUCCAGGAAAGAGCCCGUUGAGCCUGAACCUUCGGACACUGCCAGCAUUCCCUCAGAUAUCGUUGACCCCAGCCGGGUAAUAAGGCCUGCUGCGCGACGUCCCCACCUGCCUCCGUUACCGGACUUGAGGUUCGAGCAGAGCUACCUGGCCAGCUUGGAGGGUGCGGAGAGCUGGCAACGGAUUGCAUGGAUUACCGUGAGAGACCAGGUUCUGCUGCCCCUUAUACAGGGCACGCUAUGGACUCUUGCCCUCGCCGGUUGGCGACACUGGAACCGCAAUGCUCAGCUCCAUGGCAACACGCUUGGCAGUAGGAUACGUAGAUGGUGGUAUGAAGUGAACAAGUGGGAGCUUCCCCCGGCCCGCAAAACCGUGAGGAACCGAAGUCUUGCGGAAAAGGUCCAGGAUUUUUCGAAGGCUACCGGUAACUGA
Molecule: messenger RNA, 480 nt
Organism: Rasamsonia emersonii CBS 393.64
Lineage: Eukaryota; Fungi; Ascomycota; Eurotiomycetes; Eurotiales; Trichocomaceae
Exons: 3
Coding region: 1-480 (159 amino acids)
Biological process (GO): mitophagy
Molecular function (GO): mitochondrion autophagosome adaptor activity
Source: RefSeq, a predicted model, not a curated record